Molecule: messenger RNA, 369 nt
Organism: Staurois parvus
Lineage: Eukaryota; Metazoa; Chordata; Amphibia; Anura; Ranidae
Source: the annotation of a GenBank genome assembly
GGACACAGCAGGUGUACAUACAGACCCAGGAAUUCAGCACAGGGAUGGUGGGAACCCCUCAUAAUGGGCAGAGCAGGUGUACAGACCCAGGAACUCAGCACAGGGAUGGUGGGAACUUCUCAUAAUGGGCGCAGCAGGUGUGCAGACCUGGAACCUCAGCACAGGGAUGGUGGGAACCCCUCAUAAUGGGCACAACAGGUGUACAGACUCAGGAAUUUAGCACAGGGAUGGUGGGAACUCCUCCUAAUGGGCAGAGCAGGUGUACAGACCCAGGAACUCAGCACAGGGAUGGUGGGAACUUCUCAUAAUGGGCGCAGCAGGUGUGCAGACCUGAAACCUCAGCACAGGGAUGGUGGGAACCCCUCAUAA